AUGAAAGUAUCGAUCCAACAGUUAGCCAUUGGCAGCCGUAUUCUAGUCAUCUUCAUUCAGUUCCUUGCAAAUCACCUUCUUCCGGAUCACGAUGCCGGUGUCUUCCUCUCCCCAGUGGCUGUGGGGAAGCCACGACGGCUAGAUUGGCUCGUGGAGGGGCUUCUGGGUGGCUUCCGACGGUGGGAUGGUCAGUAUUUCCUUCACAUUGCCGAGUAUGGGUACACCUAUGAGAAUACUCUGGCAUUCUUUCCCCUCUUCCCGCUGUGCGUUCGCACUCUGGGGCAAUUUUUGCAGUACGUUCUGCCAUUUCUCUCCCUGAGGAGUGUGCUGCUCCUUGUGGGAGUGUUCCUGAAUGUAUUUUUCUUCACAAAAGCCACCCAGAACCUUUACGAGCUUAGCGUCCGGGUACUGGGGCGCCGUAGCCAGGCAAAAAUUGUCGCUGUCUUAUUCUGCAUCAAUCCCUCUUCAAUUUUCUUCUCUGCAUGCUAUUCUGAAAGCCUCUUUGCCUGGCUCACAUUCACCUUCAUGCGACAAUGUGUCCAGGAUAUUUCGGUAUCAAUCACCUUCCCGCUUAGCCUCAGUAUCCUCUGUCGCUCCAAUGGGCUACUCAACAUUGGCUUCCUCUUCUAUUUUGCUCUGCGAAAGAUUAUCCGGGAGUUGUCGGUGAAGACCUUCCUGGGUGUUGUGCUCAAAUCGGCUGUGAUAUCCUUCUUUGUUGUGUUCCACUUUGGGCUCCUGCAGGCCUAUCAUUUCUACCUGUUCUGCCAUCAGCUGAGUAUCAAAUUCCCCCAGCACAUUAUCACGUAUGCGCAUGAGAUGAACCUCAUUCUUGCUGGCAAUAAGACUGACACCACAUCGCCAUGGUGUGGGCAGAAGAUCCCCAUGGCGUACAGAUAUGUCCAGAGCCAUUACUGGGACGUGGGCUUUCUGCAAUAUUAUGAAUUUAAGCAGCUGCCUAACUUCCUCCUGGCCACGCCCAUUGUCAUUGUUAUCUUCAGCAAAUUCAUCCACUACUACCGCUGCAAUCGAAGCUAUUCUCUCCGUCUUGGAAUCUUCGUUCCUGACUCACUUUUCCGGACAAUGCGUCGUGUGGAUACGGAAGCGUUUGUCUUUGUAAUUCACGCCACGGCCCUCACGCUCUUCUGCAUCCUCUUCAUUCAUGUCCAAGUAACCACAAGGAUGCUGGCCUCAUCGAGUCCUCUGCUGUAUUGGACAGUAGCUGAAACUUUUCGCUACCCACAAACAACGACUCCGCGUGAAGUUUCCCAGAAGAAAGUAGAAGGGAAAAGUACGAGGAAGCUUUAUAGCAUCGAUGAGGAGACAGAUAUCAUUGACACCGUCUUCCUGGAGUACUGCUGGGCUGAGGAAUCCAAUCGUAGUGGACGUGUUCUCACCCUAUGGUUCAUCCUCUACUUCCUCUUGGGCACUGUACUCUUCAGCAACUUCCUGCCGUGGACUUGAAGCUUCUCUUUGUAAUAAAAGCGAAUUUUUUCAAAUAAAAAUUUCCUUUGCUCCAGCAAAA
Messenger RNA from Lutzomyia longipalpis, 1522 nucleotides. It is a transcript of the gene PIG-V, whose product is annotated as GPI mannosyltransferase 2. Bases 1 to 1461 code for a protein of 486 amino acids. Gene Ontology annotation, molecular function: GPI mannosyltransferase activity; alpha-1,6-mannosyltransferase activity. The transcript has a single exon. Gene Ontology annotation, biological process: GPI anchor biosynthetic process. The record is from RefSeq and is a predicted model, not a curated record. Lineage: Eukaryota; Metazoa; Arthropoda; Insecta; Diptera; Psychodidae. Gene Ontology annotation, cellular component: mannosyltransferase complex; endoplasmic reticulum membrane.